AUGCAAGUGUCCGUUGGAAUGAACAACGAUUCUAUUGACCCCUCCAAAUCCACUAUACAAGCUGGCGUCUGUCCGACCCCAUCCACUGGACAACCAAGAGCCAUAUCCCUUACUUUAGGUGACUUCUCUACUUCGUUGUCAGCUCCUCUGGAUGAGGCUUUAGCCCGCAACGGUCGUGAAACUGACACUGGUGGAACGCCUAGUGGAGCGUCCAUUCCUCCGCCCGAUCCAGCCUGGGAGUCUGAGAGUCUAAAAUACGAUGUUCUUGCUGAGCUAACUAGCAACUCUUCCCGGAGGGUUUCACGAGUCACCUUUGCUCCUGAGCCCGAAGUUUUUAUCACGCGUGCGUGCUCUUUUUACACUAUCUAA
Protopolystoma xenopodis is the source of this 369-nucleotide messenger RNA. The record is from the annotation of a GenBank genome assembly. Lineage: Eukaryota; Metazoa; Platyhelminthes; Monogenea; Polystomatidea; Polystomatidae.